UAUUAUUGCUACCACAAUACACAAAGAAGAAGACGGCACACAAAACAAAGACAAUCAUUCGGUAAGAAAGAAAAACCGCGUCUUUUCAGCGCUUCAGAACUCGACGCAGGGUUCAGGGACAAAAGGAAUAAAAAGUAUUUGAACUAAGGCUGAUUCUGCACGCUAGUCCAGUCGGUGGCGGUAAUGCACCGAAAGCCGGCUUUAAAGCGGCAGCCGAACCUUAACAGAAGAAAGCAGCAGCAGCAGCGCGCGCGCGCCACGAGAUGAACCCUCAUCUCUUUCAGUAGUCUUUCACGCGGUCCCUCCUCUGUAGAUGUCUGUGGUGUGUGCCGACCCCUGCGGCUGGCUCCUGGACCCCUGCUCUCUCACAGACGAGGGCCUGCGGCGCUGCGUCUCUCUCGACGAGGGCCCCGACGCGCCGCGGGUCUUUAGAUGCCGCUUCAGGAGGGAGUACUUCAACACCUCCAGACCUCACCUUCAUCAGAGCACGGCCGACCUGACGAGUGCCGCGAAGCACAGCGAUGCACGACGAGAGGAGAUCGAUCUACAGACGCGAAAGAAACGAAAGAGAAAGCAGCGUGAUCUUAAUACGGGAGAGGCGGAUGCCCGUGUUUAUCAUGGAAAGAUCAGGUCGGCGGUCCUGGAAGGCUCUAGGGCUCUUCUGGAAGCCGGCCGCCGCUGUGGACACCUGACCGGAGCUCGGGUCGAGCCUCCUCCGCGGUCCGAGGCGUGGGACGAGUGCCGGCUAGCUGCUCUGUGUGACGUGGCGAAGCGGCUCCCGCUGGCCGACGAGUCCGUGGAGGCGCCCGUGAACACGCUGAGCCGAGACGCUCUGGACCCGGCGGCCGACCUCUUCUCACGCCUCACUGAAAACCCGUCUGACUGCGCCUGCGAGGUCACGCUGAUGAAGGAGAAGUAUCUCUUGCCGCCGCGCAGCCGCUUCCUGUUGUCUGAUAUCACUCGUAUGCAUCCGCUCCUCAACUGUGGAGACCGAUUCGACCUCAUAGUCCUCGAUCCACCGUGGGAGAACAAAUCGGUGAAGAGGAGCAGCAGAUACAGCUCUCUGCCGUCGUCUCAGAUCAAGCGGCUUCCUGUGCCGGCGCUGGCCGCCCCGGGCUGCUUGGUGGUCACGUGGGUAACUAACCGGGCGAAGCACCUGCGUUUCGUCAGAGAAGAGCUCUACCCGUUCUGGGAGGUGGACGUGCUGGCCGAAUGGCUCUGGGUGAAGGUGACCCGAGCGGGAGAGUUUGUGUUUCCUCUGGACUCGCCGCACAAGAAGCCUUACGAAGUGCUGGUUCUGGGCCGGCGCCGACCCGUCAGGUCUUCAGAAGCAGAGCGUCUUCCAGAGCAGCGGCUCGUCAUCAGCGUCCCAUCCGUCCUGCACUCCCACAAACCUUCAUUAUCAGCUGUGUUAAAGCCCUACGUUAGCCCCGAGCCCAAGUGUCUGGAGCUGUUUGCCCGCAGCCUCCAGAGCGACUGGACCAGCUGGGGAAACCAAGCCAUCAAGUUCCAGCACAGCAGCUAUUUCUCCAGAGAGAGCGCCGAGGAGACGCCCGUACGCCCGAGACGCCCGGGACCACCGGCACGCUGUAGCUCAACGCCUUCAGUGUGCAUUUCUAAACGAUGGCGGGUUUCGGCUCGCUGACGCUGAAAAGCGAGAUGCAGUCUUCAUCGGAACGGUGCACUUUAAUAACCGGAAGUCUGCAAAGCGGUCGUUUUUAGAAACAUUUUUAUUAUUUCAGAAAUGUUACGGUUCUCUGGUGGCUUUCGAGGAUCGUGCACAGUUUGACUUUUAUGGUGUGCAUUCGUAUUAAAAACCUUUUCACGCGAGAUGCAUGCGAAAAUACCCUCUUCUUUAAUACCGUUUCCACGAUGUAGAAUCAGCACGUUCUCGUUACGCCUGUCUUUUAAUUCAUGCACGCUGUAUGUUGGUUUUGGGGUUUUUUUAAUAAAAAAGAAUGCUUUCGGUAAUAAUUAAUUAAAUAAAAAGAUUGGUGUUUUUCUACA
This is a messenger RNA of Puntigrus tetrazona (Sumatra barb), 2007 nucleotides long. It is a transcript of the gene mettl4, whose product is annotated as methyltransferase 4, N6-adenosine. NCBI's taxonomy places the organism in Eukaryota, Metazoa, Chordata, Actinopteri, Cypriniformes, Cyprinidae. The record is from RefSeq and is a predicted model, not a curated record. Gene Ontology annotation, molecular function: RNA methyltransferase activity; site-specific DNA-methyltransferase (adenine-specific) activity; nucleic acid binding. The transcript is spliced from 8 exons. Gene Ontology annotation, cellular component: RNA N6-methyladenosine methyltransferase complex; cytosol; nucleus. Bases 314 to 1645 code for a protein of 443 amino acids.